Adineta ricciae is the source of this 450-nucleotide messenger RNA. The record is from the annotation of a GenBank genome assembly. Lineage: Eukaryota; Metazoa; Rotifera; Eurotatoria; Adinetida; Adinetidae.
AUGUUUAAUAAUAUAACUAAUUAUUGUGUUCCAUUGUUCAAAGAAAAUUUCAAAUAUAUCACAACAUCUCGCCUCGAUUUUCGUGAUGGUAGAAGAAAUUUUAACUUGGCACUGAACAAAUUCAGUCAUUUGACGAUUGAUGAAAUACGAAAAUUUCACACCGGCUCUCGAGUCAAGAAGUCCCGACGCUUUGGACGGUCAUUGCAACCGUCAACGAAAUCACUCGACAUACCGAAAUCAAGUGAUGAUCACCGUAAAUACUAUAUGCAGUCAGUGACAGAUCAGGGUAAGUGUGGUUCCUGUGUCGCUCAGGAUGUUUCCGCUGCAGUGGAAGGUGUCUAUGCAUUGAAGAAUAAUGUUCGCCUUAGUUUAAAUCGACAGAUGUUAAUUGAUUGUGACUGGUUUAUACAGCAACAUGUCGCGAGGGAUCAUUCGGUGAUAAAACAUUAG